AUGUACAGAAGCGUAAAGACACCAUCAUUGGCAAGAGCAUUCCACACGGCGUUGCGUCUCCAGAACGCGCCGCCGAAGUCGCCACUCCAGGUGUUCACGGAGACGUUUAGACAAGAGUGGAAGAAGUCGAAAGAGUUGCAAGAGGGCAUCAAGGCUCUUUCCGAUGAGACUGGUAAGCUGGGAGAGUCCGAUGCGUUCAAGAAGGCCAGGGAGGCGUACAAGAAUGCGCAGAAGCACACGACUGUUCUGAGCAGAACCAUGAAGGACACUGGUGAGGUUAUCGAGAAAGUUGCUGUUGAUGUGUGGGACUCCAAGGCUGGUAAGUUCACCAGAAAGACGUUUGAGCGCACUGCAGAAGGUGUUGACAGUGUCAUUGCCCCAGUGAGAGAAACAAAGAUCUACAAGGACAUGAGCGAGUCCCUCAGUGAUGGCUCUUCGCUAUCCUACGGUGGGUUUGAGUCCAAGGAAGAGAGAAGGGCAAGAAGAGAGAGAGAACUGGCAUCGGGAAAGAGACCAAAGGCUGUCAAGGCAAGCGAAGAUGCCGGCUCAGCGCUUGUUGCAACAGAGCACAAGGCCACUGGCGACGGUCUGAACUUGGGUAAGAAGAUUGAAGACUUCCAAACAAAGACUGCGGUGGGAAAGGCCACCAGUGACUUCAAGCUGAAGUACUGGGAUGAAUCUGAAAACCCAUUGAUUGUACUAAUCAGAACGAUCUUUGAGAAGAUUGGCGGCGUGUUUGCAGAGACAGAGUCUGCCCAAGUUGUCAGAUUGUUUAGACAGCUGGAUCCAUCUUUCAACACUGAAGAUUUCACCAAACAACUCCGUGAAUACAUCAUUCCUGAAGUCCUUGACGCCUACGUCAAAGGUGAUGAAAAAGUGUUGAAGCAGUGGUUCUCCGAGGCACCUUUCAACGUGUAUGCUGCUCAGCAGAAGGUGUUCCGUGAUCAGGAGCUGUUUUCUGACUCCAAGAUCUUGGACAUCAGAGGUGUUGAGAUUGUCAGUGCAAAGAUGCUCCCAUCAAACAUCCCAGUGUUAGUUGUUGGAUGUAGAGCACAAGAAAUCCAGCUGUACAGAAAGGCCAAGACCGGUGAGAUUGCUGCUGGUACUGAGUCCAACAUCGUGAUGAGCUCCUACGCCAUGGUCCUCACAAGAAUUGCUGAGAACGUUGAUGACAAGGAAACCGAAGGCUGGAAAGUGCUCGAAUUCGUUAGAGGAGGCUCUAGAGAGUUCCAUUGA
Molecule: messenger RNA, 1236 nt
Organism: Williopsis jadinii
Lineage: Eukaryota; Fungi; Ascomycota; Saccharomycetes; Phaffomycetales; Wickerhamomycetaceae
Gene: TIM44
Product: protein translocase subunit TIM44
Exons: 1
Coding region: 1-1236 (411 amino acids)
Biological process (GO): protein import into mitochondrial matrix
Cellular component (GO): mitochondrial inner membrane
Molecular function (GO): protein-folding chaperone binding
Source: RefSeq, a predicted model, not a curated record